CCCUCACGCUCCGCCCUCGCCUCAGACUGCGCCCCGGCGCUUGUUGCGUCGUCCCCCCCCUCAGGGUCCCCGGAUGGGCUUCGGAGGUCCGCCAUGACCGCGGCGGUGUUCUUUGGCUGCGCCUUCAUUGCCUUCGGGCCUGCGCUCGCUCUCUACAUCUUUACUAUCGCCACCGACCCGUUGCGCGUCAUCUUCCUCAUCGCCGGAGCUUUCUUCUGGUUGGUCUCUCUACUUCUUUCGUCCAUUUUUUGGUUCAUAGCAAGACUCACAAAUGAUAAUGAAGAUGGCCCAGUACAGAAAUAUCUGCUCAUCUUUGGAGUGUUACUUUCUGUCAUUGUCCAAGAAAUUUUCCGGCUUGCAUACUACAGACUUUUAAAAAAAGCCAAUGAGGGUUUGAAGAUCAUAAACCCAGAAGAGACAGCACCCUCUAUGCGAUUGCUGGCCUAUGUUUCUGGCUUGGGCUUUGGAAUCAUGAGUGGAGUAUUUUCCUUUGUGAACACUCUGUCUGACUCCUUGGGGCCAGGCACAGUGGGCAUCCACGGAGAUUCACCUCAGUUCUUCCUUAACUCAGCUUUCAUGACGCUGGUCAUCAUAUUGCUGCAUGUGUUCUGGGGCAUUGUGUUUUUUGAUGGAUGUGAGAAAAAGAAGUGGUACAUCCUUCUAAUAGUCCUCCUGACCCAUCUAUUGGUCUCUGCCCAGACUUUCCUAAGUCCUCACUAUGGGAUAAAUCUGGUGUUGGCGUAUAUUAUCUUGGCACUCAUGGGCAUCUGGGCAUUUUUUGUUGCUGGAGGCAGCUGUCGAAGCCUGAAACUCUGCCUGCUUUGCCAAGAUAAGGACUUCCUUCUUUACAACCAACGCUCCAGAUAACCUCCGACAGUCAGCACCUCCCGAACAGCAGGCUGCAUCUUUAGACGAAGCAUACUGUGCCUUUUUCUAAGAAAAAAAAAAUCCCUUUUUCUCAUGGAAUUUAGAAAAAAGCCAGAUGAUCGUGGUUGGAGUUCCAUUCGUGUGGCUUUCAAGAGCUGGUCUCUGCAGUGGACGCAGCUGUGGUCUGCAGUCUGGUUGCACUGGAGAGUCACCAAGGAAACAAAAAAUGCUGAAUUUAGUUGAUCUGGGCAUUUGGUUGUUUUUGAAAGCUUCCAGGUGAUUCAGAUGCGUGGCAAGGUAGCCAUUGAUGUACAAAUGGGAAGUUCUGAGAACACCCAAAGUGAACAAGAGUCUGAUGUGUAACUAUUGCCUAUUCCAAGUUCUGCUAAGCAAGUAAAUUUGUGAAUGCCAAAACCUGA
Molecule: messenger RNA, 1286 nt
Organism: Dipodomys ordii (Ord's kangaroo rat)
Lineage: Eukaryota; Metazoa; Chordata; Mammalia; Rodentia; Heteromyidae
Gene: Aph1b
Product: APH1B gamma secretase subunit
Exons: 6
Coding region: 94-867 (257 amino acids)
Biological process (GO): Notch receptor processing; positive regulation of catalytic activity; Notch signaling pathway
Cellular component (GO): gamma-secretase complex; membrane; endoplasmic reticulum
Molecular function (GO): protein-macromolecule adaptor activity
Source: RefSeq, a predicted model, not a curated record